CUCCAAGGCUACGAAAAGAGAUAAAAAUACCUCCCCAUCACGGCAAGAGAAGUGGCCUGGCCGGUGCCGCCGCGGCCCUUGAAUGGACAGCAGCGCGUUGGCAUUUUACUGCCUAAUUGUGGAAAUGGCCGCUUGUCCGCAAAUCCGUCGUUCGGGAUUUGAUGGAUUUGGGGUAGCGAAAGCUCGCUCCUCGGAAUUAUCGGAGCUCGAAAUCUGGCCCAGGCGCCGAUGGCACACUUCCUCCUCAUGUUCUAAUCCCUCUCCGCAUCUAUAAAUCAGACGGUCGACCCAUGCGUCACUCUGUCUUCUAGAAUUGAGCUGUGUCAUGAUUCUACCACGCCUACUUCCGGGUAUCGCACAGCUCUCUCGAGUCCGAUACUCACCCUUCUACACGCGCCGCCAGACUUCCACGGCAGCUUCCACCAUGGCCACCCCCUAUCGCAUACACCUUGUACCCGAGAACACUGGGCUUUUGAAGAUCCCCACGUCUGGGGAGGCUGCCCGCAAGGCAUCCGAGCUGCUCCAGCAAGACAUCAGGGACCACCAUGUCUUUUUCAACGACGACGGCUUCCACAAUCAUAUCCCCCACCACAUCUUCGCCCUCUACGGCACCGGCGCCUCCGCCGCGUCCCUGCAGCGCGCCUACGACGCCAACGCCUCGUACCAGCGGCCCGCCCUGCCUCUCCACAGCGACUCCCCCUCCCCCUCCUCUGGCCCGCCCGAGCCACCAUCCGACUGGGCCGCCGCCAGCAAGCUCCUCGGCCGCGCGAGCCGCUACCCGGACCUGCUCGCCUUCUUCCAGCGCGAGAUGGACCGGCGCGGGCCCGGCGGCUGGCGCGACGUGCUGGUCGAGCACGCCCUCGUCGCGGACCGGGCCGACGCGCGCGCCACCGACACGCUAGUCCGCCUGCUAUCAGGCUUCGUGCACCCGCUCAUCCAGCUCAUGUACGGCGUCGAGUGGGAGCAGCCGGCCGUGGUGGCCGAGGCGCUGGCGCAGGCGUGCGUGCACGGCGACGAGAUCCGGGACUUUUUGGUCGGGGCCGAGGCGCUGGCGGACGAGAAGCACCCCGUGGGCGGCGGGGAGGAGGAGGGGGACGACUACAGGAUGCCGCCCAUCGCGUCGCUGUACGAGCAGGCCGCUGCCGACGCCGCCAUCGCCGGCUCGGUCCGCAACGAGGACGGCAACAAGCUCGUGCAGGGCGCCCUGACGCGCGCCAGGGACGAGCUAGUGGCGCUCGCGGCAAAGGUGCGCGUCCGCCCCGGGGAGCUGGAGGAGCGGACAGUCGAGAUGUUCAACCAGGCCGUCUUUGUGGCCGCCUCGGCCGCCGCGCACCCGACGAAGCACCCCAAGUUUGACUUUUUCCUGAUGCACCACGUCAACGUCGCCCCCAUCUUCCUCACGGUCAACGCCGCCCCCUGGAUCCCCACCGACGCCAAGGUGCGCCUGCUCGAGUGGAAGAUCCGCUUGGACCUGGCGCAGUACGCCGCGCGCGCCGUCCCGCCCAUGUCGGUCGACCGCAUCGCGGGGUACAGGCCCAGGGCCGACCCCUCCACCGCCGCCGCCGCCGCCGCCGCCGAGCCCAUCGACGUCGCCUCGCGCCUGCACGACUUUGACGACGACGGCCACGCCAUCAAGCUGGCCCGGGCCGCGGCCAUCUGUAUGCGGGCCUCGGCCCCGUACGAGGACCGGGACUGGAUGCGCCUCAGGGGCAGGGAGAACUGGAUGAAGGUGCUGAACAUGAUUGCUGACUCGGUCGAGGCGCCUGGGGAGCGCUGGGUCCGCACGACAGGGCUGAAGGAGGCAUGGAGGGACAUCGAGGACGCCCCCAAGCUGUAAUCCUUGCAUCACUAGCACUGGCCCAGACACCAGGAACAUGGUCGGGAAAGGUCUAGAGAUAAAGACAGGGAGGCAGUACAUACCCUGUCCCCAUGAUCAGAAAAUGUAUUGGAUAUCGAAGCAACUCUUGUACCAACGGUAACCCAAUUGACAAAUGUGAGGCGCUCUACGGCUGUAAGCGCAUAUAAACCCCUCGAGCUUAAUCCAGCC
Gaeumannomyces tritici R3-111a-1 is the source of this 2047-nucleotide messenger RNA. RefSeq lists its product as hypothetical. Lineage: Eukaryota; Fungi; Ascomycota; Sordariomycetes; Magnaporthales; Magnaporthaceae. Gene Ontology annotation, molecular function: oxidoreductase activity. The transcript is spliced from 5 exons. The record is from RefSeq and is a predicted model, not a curated record. Bases 326 to 1837 code for a protein of 503 amino acids.